Molecule: messenger RNA, 10235 nt
Organism: Pocillopora meandrina
Lineage: Eukaryota; Metazoa; Cnidaria; Anthozoa; Scleractinia; Pocilloporidae
Source: the annotation of a GenBank genome assembly
GUCCGUCGUCCGUACUCCGCACUCCGCAGUCCCAGAUCCUUAGCAGAUAUAAAGAUGGCGGCAGUGCCCAGCGUGCUACUUUGGAAAAAGUUUCAACAUAACCAAGAAAGUUGAAUGAAAUAAUUUUAUAUGAUGGGUUUUAACCCUGGGAGAGAUGAAUACUAUCAAAAGAACAGCAAAUUGUGCUUCAACUAAUGACCAGAAACGGUUACGCAAAGAUGUGGUCGCUGUGAAAAAGAUAAACUUUAGAAGAAGUAAUGAAGAGUUGACAAUAGAUCGGGUUAAAGACUAUAAAAUUAAGAAAACUUCUACUCUCGAUGUGAGGAGAAGCAGACGGUCGAAGCGAAGGAGUUUAAAUAGCAGCUGUAGCGAGAGUGAAAUGGUAGAUGAUCGAAAACAAGCCGAACCUUCAAUGGAGGACGAUCACCCGGUGCGGAAACGCGAGAAGUCUCUAACAGGGUUAAAAGUUGCAGAAGAGAAAAACCGCUACUGCAGCACUCCAAAUAGAACAGGGAAUGAUAUACAGGAUUGCGAAGCUGAACUAUCUGCAAGGUAUUUCAAGCGUGAACAAACUAAUGCAACAAGUGUUAGCUCUCCUUUUGGAUUGAAAAGUUUAAUCAACAGUUCCAGUUUUUGCGACGAUGAUGGUGUUUUAGCUGCUUUGAAUUUGAGUGAAAUUAUCACUUCCUCGGCUGCUUUGAACCGUACGCAAGGCAACUUGGCAAUUUUACCAGAAGAGGAGGAAAAGCAGUUUUAUGGCUUACCUCUCAAAGUCAAAGAGUUGUUACAGAAAUACAAAGGAAUUGAUAGUUUGUAUGGUAAGUUAGUUUAAGAUAACCCUUAACACUUCAACUCCCAGGAGUGAUAAACAUGUAACUUCUUCCCACAAUAUUCAUACAUUAUCCAGCAAACAGGUAGUGAGAAUACUCAAACUCAUCAAGUGCACAAUAUUAGCUUGGUCAAAAGCAAAAUUCUUGUAACCAGUUUACAUGGAAAUGUGUAGCAGCUAGAAGGGAGAAUUAACAAUCAGAUCUUGGGAGUUAAAGGGUUAACACUCAGUACACAUAUUCUCCAUUCAAGUACGAAAAAGAAGAGUUUGUUUAACAAUCAAGAGCUUCUUUAGUUGGUGAUCAUUUCCUCUAUUCUCUUGUUUGAUUCAGGGGUGAUACUUUGAGGAGAAAUAAGGUUCAGCCCCUCCUAGAGUAAAGCUAUUUUGGGUGACCAGCUACUGUCUGUAUUUCUAAUUCACAUAUUAUAUUAAAUUUGUCAAUUGAACCACUGAACAAUUUAAGUUGUUUACUCCUGAACUCCCAGCAUAGAUCAAAAUAUAAUUUCUCCAUACACUUUUAAUACAUAAUCCAACAAAUGGGUGAUAAAAACUAACAAACCCAUUGGCUAAAGAACAUUUUAACAAAACACCAAAUUCUCUUUUCUAAUCUACAAGUUAAUAUGUAGCAGCUUUGGAGAGAAUUACUUCUCAGAUCUUGAGGGUUAAAGACAUACUGAUGCAUUUUUUUUCAUUGCAGACUGGCAAAAAGACUGCCUCAAUCUAGAGGCUAUUAAGGAGAGAAGAAACUUGAUUUAUUCCCUUCCAACAAGUGGAGGCAAAACUUUAGUUGCAGAAAUUCUUAUUUUCAAAGAGCUGCUUUUGCAAGAGAAAGAUGUCUUGUUUGUUCUCCCAUUUGUGUCAAUUGUACAGGAAAAGGUGAUUCUGUGUUUUAAGUUUGCCGCAUUAGAAUACCAAUGUUAGAAUAUUUAUUUUAAUACUUUUAUGUACGUAUAAAUUAGUACAUGCGUAGACCUAAGAAACACCUUAACUCCGACAGGAGUAGGUAACUUUUUUAAAUUAAUGAGAGUUACAGGGAUGCCCCUUCUUAAAAGGUUAAUUUUUAAGGCUAAUUUAUACUUUUUGCAAGCAGGCUUAAAAAUCUCCUUUCUUCCCCCUUUCUCCUCUCUGAAUUCAGAAAAUUAUAAAUACUUGAACUAUUUGGGGAUGUUAAUCAGGACUUACCAGCAAAACUAUUGUUGCUUACAAUUUUGUUAUCUCAUGUUUAAUUGGCCACCCCUUCUCAACAAAAAAUACCUUUAGAAAUAUUUCUAGUGUUUUCAGGAGUCUGACAGAAAUGGAGACUCCCUUUCUACUCACAAAUGCCUUGAUCUACCUUGAAAACUCCUGUACAAGCUCUAUAUUUACACCUGUUAACCAGCCAGCCAUAAGAUUUGGAACACUUUUCCUGCUUUGUGACAUGAUGCCUGUACUUGCUUUUAAUGCCUAUCUCAAUAAGGAUUUCUUUGUCUUUGAUCAUCAGGUUAAAUCUCUUUCUCAAUUUGCUGUUGACCUCAGCUUCUUAGUAGAAGAGUAUGCUGCCAGCCUAGGAAGAAUCCCUCCACGCAAAAGACGCAAGAAGAAAUCUGUGUAUAUUGCAACAAUAGAGAAGGUUUGAAGGUUCUGUUGAAGCAUUACAAAUGAAAGGGGGCAGAGAAAAUUCCCAGAAGUGAGCUCAUGGAACUCAAGGAGGAUUUUAAUUUUGCAUCAGAAGUCAACCAUGAUUUUUUCCCAUGUAGCUCUUCAAAUAAUGAAGUUUGCCUUAACUGUUUUCAAGCCAUUUUAAAUUAUUUUUUAAUUUCUCUUUUCAAAUAGGCAAAUGCGCUUAUUAAUGGCCUUAUUGAAGAAAGCAGGAUUUCAACCUUGGGACUUGUUGUAAUUGACGAGGUACAGAAGACUUGAAUCCUUGACUGAGAGUUGAGCAGAUAUGUAGAUGGUUUCACUCUAUCUAACAUACUACAGUUAUGUCUCAUUUUUUAUGUUAACCAAUAACAGUGUGAUAUAUUUAUUUUCUUAUCUGUCAAGCUGCAUAUGCUUGGAGAGGCUGGAAGAGGUGCUACUUUAGAGAUGCGUUUGGCAAAGCUCAUGUUUGUGUCUUGUAAGUACUCUACAGUGCUGUGUAAUGAUGUUUUCUGAUUAUUUGACUCAAGCAGAUUGUCUCUGAUGGCCAAAAAUUCUUGACAAGAAGGGAGAACAGAAAUAUCAAGAAUUGUUUUAUGCUAAGGAUAAAUUGAAGCUAAGGCUUGUUGAGCCUGUUUUGAUUGGAGAAGUAACUCUUGAUUUUUAUAAUUUUACAUUUUGUAGCCACCACUCAGAUCAUUGGAAUGAGUGCUACUUUAAGCAACAUUGCAGAUUUGAAGACAUUUUUAAAGGCAGAGGUGUAUUCAAAUAAUUUUAGACCCGUGAGUACAGAAUUUUACUUGUGAUUCAGAUUUUAUAAAGUACUUUUUAUUCCCCGUUGGUGUUUCAUACCUUGCACAUGAUAUAUAAUUCAGCCUGUAGCCUGGAAACUGUAACAUACUGACAAUAUAAAAUGUGAUGAGCAUGUUUUAAUUGAUUGAUAUGUCUUUGCUCAGGUUGAACUGAAGGAGUUUGUAAAAGUGGGGCAUGACAUUUAUAAAGUUCCUGAGGCUACAGAUCCUGAGGGAGAAUGCAGCAAGCCAGUUAGGAGUAUCCCUCUCAAGCAGGUCAGAACAUAAACACACGAAGCCACAAUGGCAUUUGAUUGUGUGGUCUGAUUGUACAGGUGAAAGUAGCCCUGAGAAGGACUGUUCUUGGUUGUAGCAAGUGACGUGUUUACAACCUUAACAGAUGUCAUCAUCAAGGUCAAGAAAACUAACAAUGACUCUGAUGAUGACUUCCACUAAGGUUGUCAAAACCUCAGUCACCACUACUGAUAUUACAAUCAAAUUAGAACUGCUUGUAAGCGGUAAAAUCCUCAGUGUCAGCAGUAUUGGAAUGUUUUUGAAGUAGUUUUACUAGCUCAGUGUCUACUUUUUUAAGAUUUUUGUUAAAAUUGUUCUUAGGACCAAAGGAUCCUGAAGCAAGAUCCAGACCAGUUGUUAUCCCUGGUGUUGGAGGUCGUACCAGAUCACUCCUGUCUCGUGUUUUGUUCUACAAAGAAAAACUGCCAAAACUUAGCAUUGCUUCUUGUGAAGUUUAUGCCCAGGUAACAAAUUGUUAGCAGUGCUCCCGGAUUUUUGACUUUCAGUUGAGGUUCAUUUUGUGUGUUACUAGGAAAUUGUGCCAAGUCAAAGCUCAAGAAAGACUUCAGCUGAUGAAAGCUUUGUACAAUGAAGCUUCUGACCUCUGUCCCGUGUUGAAACAGACCAUUCCUUUUGGAAUUGCUUAUCACCACAGCGGGCUGACGAUGGAUGAACGGAAACUCAUUGAGGACGGCUACUGUCAGGGGGUGCUGUGUCUUCUGACUUGCACUUCAACUUUAGCAGCUGGUGUCAAUUUGCCAGCAAAGAGGUAUGUAACAGAUUGACAUCCCUCUGAUUCUCGUAUGAGAUCAAAACUAUAACGAAACUCCCAAACGUAAUUUGUUUUUACAACAGCAGCUCAGUUUGAGCAACAAAAGGACAGUUUACGUGUCAUGCUUGUAUAAUUGGACAGUAUGCACCAGUUGAGGGCACUUUUUAUGAAGACUAUUGGGUUCAUUUUUGUUGGAAAAAUUCUCUCUGCAAUCAUACUCGUGCUUCACAAAUAGAUUCCGCUUUUAAGGAUUGAGCUUAUUGCGAAAACAAAGAUUUUUUGUCUCCUGCUAUUCAGGAGCAGCUAAUGUGUUAGUUUGGUGUGCAGGGUGAUAAUCCGUGCGCUGUAUGUGGGAAGCUCAGUGCUCAGUCAGAGUCAGUACAAGCAGAUGAUUGGUCGGGCGGGGCGAGCUGGAAUAGACACGUCUGGAGAAAGUAUUCUUAUCGUCAAAGAUUCGGAUAAACCCAAGGUUAGGAUUAAUUUUGUUGUUGGUCAUGUACUGCCAUAGGUUUGAUUGUGCAGUCUUUACUUUUCAUUCACAUCUUGCGCGAAACAAGACGCGUCCUACGAGAAAUGAGACACGCCUCGCGAGAAAUAGGACACGUCUCGCCAGAAACGAGAAACGUCUCAGAAGAAGUAAGACACGUCUCAGAAGAAGUAAAACACGUCUCGUGAGGAAUGAUACAUCUCGCGGGAAAGAGGCAAUUCUGUAAGAAAUGAGAAAAAUCUAAGGACAUAUCGUGAUAAAUUAGAAUCGUUUCGCGAUUGGUGAGACACGUUUUCCUCGCGAGAUUUGAGACACAUCUCGCGAAAAAUUGGACACGUAUCGCAAAGAGUGAUGAGAACGUCUUUUGUUGAAUACAGUUCGCCUCGCAGAAAAAUUGUCUUAUAGGAAAUUUGAUUCACCUUGCGCGAAACAAGACUCAUCUUCCAAGGAAGAAACGAUGUGUGUCACGAUUAGUGUGGGAUUUGUUCUUUUGCUUUCAUCGAGGUGUAAGUUGCAUUUUUUUCUCUUCCCAGAUUCGUCACCUAUUUUCAGGCCCGUUGGAGAACUGUUAUAGUGGAUUAUUGUUUGACAAUGGCAAAGGAUUAAGAGCAAUGCUCCUGACACUUAUAGGACUGAAAGUAAGUUGUGUAAGGAAAAUAUUGUGAUUUCUCCUCAACAAAUUAUUCUCUAUGGAAACAAGGAUAUAGCCCCUGACAAAAGACCAUCGUGGGGUUUUCUUUCGAACGCAUUUUGUUUGAGUUUUUAAAGGAAAUAUCUUAAGAAGCCGGUGAGAACUCGCGAGGAAAACGUGUUUCAACAAGUAAUUUAGUGUUAACAACUGAGUUAAAAACGUAAAUUAGCCACCGUAUUUCAACAAGUUUAGUUUGGUUUUAUUUUUCCAUGUGAUUGGUUGAAAAAGUGGUGCGAGUUUUCUGGAUCAAUCACAGAGGAAGGGAAAUGAAAGCCAGUGCAAUCCCCAAUUACUUCCAACACUCAAUUCAAAAUUUCUUUGACUUCUAGUUAACGUAAAUUCCCUUUGAAAAUAAAAAGUUACUCCAAAAAAAUGUUGUGUACCUCUCAAGAUGUGAUUUCUCUCGAUAAUAAUCCUUGUGAUACAGGUUGUUUAACCUCAAAUCCUUUUUUUUUUUUUGCAGCUAUGUACAACAACAGAAAAACUGACACAGUUCAUGCAGAACACUUUACUGUCUGUGCAGUCAGAAUCACAGUCAGUCAACAUUACUGAACAGAUGGAGACAGCGCUGGACUCCUUACACAAUUUGGGACAUAUUAAAAUUACUGGUUCUACAGACAGCAGGAAGAUUGAAGUCACUCAGCUUGGACAGGCUACUUUCAAAGGUUUGGAAAAAAAAGUAGCAAAAGAAAUACGCUCUGUUGAAAGAAUGGAGUAGAGAAUGCAGUGGAACCUUUUUCUGACGCCUUUUUUCGGGAGAUACCUCAAUUUCAGUGACAUAAGCCUAAGUGCGAUAGCGUGCAGAGCGGGUGUGAUUUUUGCGAGCUAGUGCUCAGUAUUUUCUUGUUUUUUCACGGCAGCAGAAAGCUGGGGAGAGAAAUAAAUUCUUACCAGGGGGGUUAGCGACGGUCAAAAGGAAGGAGAGGGGAGGUGUGGGGCCUCUUUGAGUUUCGUCUGUUUGUUGUUAACUUUUAAUUGAGGCUGCCUUAGACUUUGUAAGUGGAGGCAUACAUAACACUUAAGCAGUGGAUAAUAAUUAAUUAAGGUAGCAAAACCGACAUUUUAUAGUGAGUGAUUAAGAAAAUCGCGAGUUGUAUGCAGCUGUUUACUGAGUUGUUAAACGCUUGUUGGUUUUCAUGAGGGAAUUUCAUUCUUGCAGGGUGCAUUGAUGUGGACAGCAGUCCCUUGAUAUAUAGCGAGCUUGCUAGAGCCCAGGACAACCUCGUGCUAGCCAAUGAGCUACACCUGUUGUAUCUGGUUACGCCACAUGAUUUAAGAGAUUCACCCCAACCUGAGUGGAUGGUAUAUUACAAGCAGGUCAGUGGGAACAGUUUUUGAUUAAGUGUUGAAAGUAUUAUCAGAUUGCAAAAUACGCUAUACGCUAUUUGAUUGGUUAAAAUAUCAUGCGCCACCUUCCAACCAAUCAAAUGCAAAACUAACAGGAAUCGCGACUUGGUUGCCCGCGUUUUCCCGCGCUGGACACAAGUCACGUGUGUUAACUUUGAAUUCUCAUUGGUUCCUUCGGAUAUUACCCUUUCCUCUAGUUGGCCGUUUGUGAUUACUUUGGUUUUUCCUUUUAGACGCACUAUAUCGAAAAUUGCUCUGGUGGAAUUUUAUCCCCUGGUUGAAGAAAUUAUUCCAAAAAGACUGUCUGUUCGUCAUGAAGAACGUUAUGUUCAAUGAUUAUCCAAAACAUAUUUGAAACCCUGUGCUCGAAAAAAAUAAACGAACCUAAGGUGACCUGCCUGGAAGAGUUUUAUCGAAGACUUACAGUUGUGGUCGUUUCGCCCUUAGGUAUCUUCAUUUCGUGAAGAGUCCGAGGAAAGAGUCGCUGAACUUUUGGGAGCAACAGAAAGUUUUUUAUUCAGAAGAGCCACAGGACAGCGAUCGAAAAUGGUAAAUGGUCAUCUUAUUGAAUUGCGCAGGGGAGUUAGGUCCUUAUCACAUUCUAUUUUAUUUCUCUGACAUCCAUGGCACGACAUGGCGCUGUCUCGUUCUUGUUUUUUCUGUGGAACUUUGAUUUGGGGUUUGUUUUGGUAAUAGAGAUGUUCAUUAUGGCUUAAUUGGUAGACGUGAAGGGAUAGAAAUUGUACGCGCAAAGCGAAUAACAAUCAAUAUGGCUGUCAAACGUCCCGCGCAUAUCCAAAUGUUUUAAUUGUUGAUGCGGUGCUUUCCAAGCUGUCAGAACCAGGAUUUCCUAGAGAAUUUACAAACAGUCACACAGGCUAGAAGGUCACGGUGUUUAAAAGUGUAUACCUUUUUUGAUAAACCUCAAAACAAAAUUGCAGAUUAACAGAACACCCAUUAUUAAAUAAGUUUUUUGUCCUUAUUUUUGUAGCCUUUAACACAAUUCUGUGAACGUUUCAAUUUUUUUUCGCAUAUUUUCAGACAGUGGUUGUUUCUGAGGUUUUCCUUUGAACUUUUGCACGGGAAGUUGGCGUGUGGCUGGCCAAAAUUGAUCCCCUUGAACAUGCCUGACGUUUCUUCGCUGUGUCGUAACAUUUUUUUUUGUAAUUAGGACGACACUACAGAAAGCAGAGUGAGGCGUUUCUAUUUGACCUUGAUGCUUUACAAAUUGUUACAAGAGGACACUGUAUGGAAUGUGGCCCGUCUUUUUAACGUAACUCGCGGAUUUGUGCAGAAUCUGUUAACUUCAGCGUCUUCGUUCGCGUCCUGCAUGGUCCACUUCACUCGAGUAAGUUUGUCCCAGCGAGUGAUUCAACAAGAGCUCUGUUUUCGGCAUUUAAUUUUCAAACUUUAGGCUCGAAGUACAGUUGUCAAAGAAUUUAGUUGGAGUAUGUUGCUCGGCUUUUGUAAUUGGAUUAGUCAGUUUUGAGUAACUCGCUUAAAUGAGAGAAGUUUCACGGUUGCCGUUUUAUCCCCUGAUUAAUCAGUUAUUCAAUUCUUAGACAGAUGAUGAGAAUUAAGGCAACUGAUAACCAGGGGACAUGGAUUUGAUAACAUACGAAGUUCUCUUGUCUAGUUGGGGAAAAAUGUUUUGUAAUCAAGUGAGAGGAUUACUUUAAGGUCCUUAUUUGCAACUAUUUUUUUUAUGUUCAGGAACUGAAUGAAUUUUGGGGCGUGAAUACGCUACUUGAAGUCAUGGUAAAGAAGUUGUCUUACACAGCGAGCUUGGAGCUUGUGCCCCUAAUGGAAGUUCCUGGGGUGAAACAGGUAAACAUUGAAUUAUUUUCGAAAUCAGUAGCUGAACAGCUUUUGCACACCGAGAAGAAUAACGCAGGAAAACCCCCAAGGAUGAGGGUGAAAAGAGGGGUGAGGGAUUUGUUCGCUUUUCCCUCUUCCUCACUCUUUCCUUACAUCCGUAUCCCUCCCCACGUGCGCUUGCUCCCAAGCUAAUUAUGAUCCGUACAUGUACGAAAAGAUGAACGUUUUGCGGCCAAGGGCAGUGCUAAAAGGGCAAAUUAUUAAAACAAAGUUUAGUCGUUGUUUGAUAAAACUGCGUCCUAAUCAUUGCAGUCUGUCGGGGGCGACAAUGACUGUUUCAUUUAGGUCUGGUCAGAUUCCUCCACGCUCCUUCUUUCAUUUCAAUCAGCAGCAUACAACCUUAGGUUUUUAUGAUUCUGUUUUAAUUUACUGUGUUUUCCCCUUAGUCUCGUGCGCACCAGUUAGUAAAGGCCGGAUACAAAACUCUGACUAGCUUGGCCUGGGCUGAUCCCGCUUCGCUCGUGGAACAGAUCGAGCACCUCCCCAGACGUCAGGCUAAUCAGAUUGUCUCCGCUGCUAAGGUAACCAAAUUAAAGUUUUUACAUUUUUAACAAAAUUGCGCCGUUGAUUAUGGAGAUAGAGAUGUGUGCGUAAUGAUUGGUCGAAGAUUGUGUCAUUUAAGAUGAUUGUUUCAUUUCUUCAUUUCGAACUGCCAUUUCCUCUUUUCCUUCCCUCCCCCCUUUAGUAUGUUUUUUGUAGUCACGUGGGACGCACGUGAGCUGAUCAAUAAACCAAUUAUGUUUAGAGACCUUGACUUAGUGGUUGAGGUGAAUACUUUCGUGGACUUGUGUUUUUCAGAGUCGAGUUCAGGUUUUUUCUUUAACUUUAUCGCAAAUUUGUCGCUUGUUUUUCUUUGGAGUUUAGGACUUUUCGAAGGUUCUAUUUCGAGACAAUUGUUGUAUGAAAUUUAAUAUAUUUUCAUCCAUCUUAACUGAUGUCGUGUAGACUCUAGCCUGUUUGUCAGAAAAGGAUUUUGACAUCCUAUAUCCUUUUAAAACGACGAUACUGAACCAGUAACUGAUCUGUGAACAACUCCUUGAAAACGCACGCAAAAUUGUGACAAGUUAUUAAGAGAGUCGGUGGCUGACUGAUUUGAGGUGUCGUUUUUUAGAUGCUUCUGGAAGAGAAAGCGGAUGCUUUGCGAGAAGAAGCUGAGGAGAUGACAACUGCGCCAGACUUACCUUCCACCGAACAGUCACAAAAUUAAUAAUUUAUCCAGAGUUCUUUAUUGUCCUGCUUCAAGAAACAAAAUCUCAAUACGUACAUACAUUCGUGCACAGCAUUUUAAUGAUAAAAAGUUACCUGACACUCAUCUGUCUACGGAAAGGAAAUUAUUGCACCUCGGAAUUAUUUAUGUGAUUUUAAUCACGGAUGCAUAAAUCGCAUUAGUAGUAAAUAUUUUUUGUAUCUUCAUUUCGUAUUGUUAGCAAUGAAGUGAUUGUAUUUAUGAAGGAAACGGCGAUCGUAUUCAGGUGUAUAUGGUUUAAUUAAUUUCUUUUGAAUAAAGGUAUAUUAAUUGUAAACAAUAC